Messenger RNA from Tachysurus vachellii, 1936 nucleotides. RefSeq names its product neuronal acetylcholine receptor subunit beta-2-like. Gene Ontology annotation, biological process: chemical synaptic transmission; regulation of membrane potential; monoatomic ion transmembrane transport. Gene Ontology annotation, molecular function: transmembrane signaling receptor activity; acetylcholine-gated monoatomic cation-selective channel activity. The coding region runs from base 212 to 1672 and encodes 486 amino acids. Lineage: Eukaryota; Metazoa; Chordata; Actinopteri; Siluriformes; Bagridae. Gene Ontology annotation, cellular component: synapse; neuron projection; postsynaptic membrane. The record is from RefSeq and is a predicted model, not a curated record. The transcript is spliced from 6 exons.
CCUUCUGGAUUAUCUCAGCUCUUGUGAUUGGGAUGAGGAGUAAAAUCUUUAUUCUCUCCGUUAGGGAUCUGCUUUUAGAGAAAAUAGUGAAUGGCGAAUGUUAAUCCGGCAGAAUAAAAAUCCCCCGCAUGCGUUUUUAUCCCAAAAUGAUUAGAGAAACGGUGCGUGAUUAAGACCCGACUUUAAACUGCACUUUAAUGCUGAUCUGCUCAUGGCUGCUCGGAUGGAAAAAGGACUUUGGCUGCUUUUUCUCACCACGGCGCUGUGCGCUGAGGUGGAGGAGCGAUUAAUUAAUUACCUCCUGUCUCCUGAGCGCUACAACAAGCUCAUACGACCAGCAGUUAACAAGAGCCAGCAGGUGACCAUCGCCAUCCAGGUGUCUCUAGCUCAGCUCAUCAGUGUGAAUGAAAGGGAACAGAUUAUGACCACCAACUGCUGGCUCACUCAGGUGUGGAACGAUUACAGAUUAAUGUGGAAUCCAGACGAGUACGAAGGGGUCAUGAAAGUUCGUCUUCCUUCGCAGCACAUUUGGCUGCCAGACAUCGUUCUCUACAAUAAUGCAGACGGGACUUACGAGGUGUCCUUCUACUCCAAUGCUGUCAUUUCCAGUAACGGUGAGGUUGCUUGGUUGCCUCCAGCCAUCUAUAAAAGCGCAUGUAGGAUCGAGGUGCGAAAUUUUCCGUUCGACCAGCAGAACUGCACGCUGAAGUUCCGCUCUUGGACUUACGACCACACAGAGAUCGACCUGGUCCUGCUGUCUGACUUCGCAAGCCGUGACGACUUCAAACCCAGCGGCGAGUGGGACAUCGUGUCACUUCCCGGUCGCAAGAACGAAGACCCAGACGACAUCACUUACCUGGAUAUCACUUACGACUUCAUCAUCAAACGCAAGCCACUGUUCUACACCAUCAACUUGAUUGUUCCUUGUGUUCUUAUCACAUCUUUGGCCAUCUUGGUUUUCUACUUGCCUUCAGACUGUGGUGAGAAGAUAACUUUGUGUAUCUCGGUUCUCCUGGCCCUGACCGUUUUCCUGCUUCUCAUCUCCAAGAUCGUGCCUCCAACCUCGCUGGCUGUGCCACUCAUAGGCAAGUACCUGAUGUUCGCCAUGGUGCUGGUGACCUUCUCCAUUGUUACCAGCGUGUGCGUACUAAACAUUCAUCACCGUUCUCCAAGCACACACACCAUGCCACCGUGGGUCAAGAGCUUCUUUUUGCGUCGCCUUCCAGCGCUGUUGUUCAUGCAAAGGCCUGGAUCGUCAAACAUCCCUGAGAAUUUCCAGCACAAGCACCAACAUCACUCGUGCUCAGAGAACGUUCAUAAAAGAGAGCAGGACGGUCUGGUGGAUUCAACAGUCUUUGCGAACAUUGACUCCAAAAUCAUGAGCUGUAGGAACAGAGAAAUGCAGGACAGCACAGAGGUUCGGAAACGGGUGGCAGUGAAGCAGUCGGCAGAUAUGGAAGAGGCCAUGGAAGGCGUGAGAUACGUCGCUGAUAAGAUAAAGAGCAAGGAUGAUGAUGAAGCGGUCAUUGAGGAUUGGAAGUAUGUGGCGAUGGUAAUCGACCGGCUCUUCCUCUGUAUCUUUGUGUUGGUUUGCGUUUCUGGAACUGUUGGCCUCUUCAUGCAGCCUCUAGUCAAGAGCUACAAUAUUCCCAUGGCUGACAACACAGAGUGACACACACACACACACACACACACACACACAUGCGAGAACCAGCCCAAGCUCACUCCCAAUUUAGAAACUGUGAAUGUGAGCUAAAGUAUUCCUCUCUCUUUACCCCGUGCCCUGAUGUUCACUACCUAGCACUGGACCCAGGUCAUGUGAUCCUACUGACCUCAACCAUUUGUUAAGCAACGAUAGCAAUACAGAUUCAGAGAACCUUACCUCGAUAUCUUAAUCCUUAUGCGGUUUCUAUGGUAACAAAAGUACCGACUCUAA